CGCUCCGAAGUAAUGCACACAGUUGAUCAGGAUACAGACGCAAGAAAUCUAGAGCUCGAACUUCAUGACGGAACACAGAUAUUCGGGGCAUUAUUACAUCAUUAUGGACCUGCUUUAUUCUCGGAAUACGAGUGCUGUCGGUCAUUUGGACAACAUUAGAGUUUCAGCUAGAAAUCGUUACUGGAGCGCGAGACAGGCAACUGGUUGAACGGUCAGAGAGUAAUUGUGACCGCAAUGGGAUCAUUUUCAACCCUUCUGCAUUAUCUAUUCCCUUGUUGGAGGCCAAAACAACCGUCCUUGGUGAAGCUUGAUAUUUUUCCCGCCAUGACAAAGACAGUUGAAAUCCGACCCUUCGGCUCAUACAGGGAAAAGUCAGUGCAUGUUGUGUUACAGAACAUUUGCUUUUUCCUUUGUGAGGUCUUCAGGAAAGUCAUACAUCACUGUAUGACUGUUACAGAGUUACUUAGCACAAACAUGUUUUUCUUGUUUACCAGAGAAACAGUGGUCAUGACCAGGGACAGUGAAAUCAAAAUGACCACAAUGACUGUUAAGGCAACGAUCCAUUCGGAUCAGCUGGCAGUGGCGGACGCCCUGCUCUCAGACUGGCUUGAGUGUCAGUCUGAAAAGCAGGAUGAUCAUAGGAACUGUGAAACAGAAUGGAGUGAGGAAGAAGACUUGUCAGAUGAUGGCGUCUCAGAGAUGUCUCUAGAGAACAAAGAGUUGUGGGAGUCCUUCCUGAACAACAGUGAUCCCUAUAAUCCACUCUGCAUCUCCUGCCCUACUGGAGUAAAGGUUUCAGACAGUGAUCAUAAUGAUGUGGAGGAGGAAGAGGAGGAAGAACCUGCUCUCAGUCAUCAGGAGAGAGAUCAUACAGAAUGGAGUGAGGAAGAGGAUUCUGGUUGGUCAGAUGAAGAAGAUUCAGAGAUGUCCCCAGAGAACAAAGCGUUGUGGGAGUCCUUCUUGAACAACAGUGAUUCCUAUAAUCCACUUUCCCUCUCCUGCCCUUCUGGGGACAAAAUAAAGGCAUCAGAGGUUCAACAAAACCACACACUUUCAAGCCCCACAGCCAGAGAGGUUGUGGAUCACACUCCUGAACAGAGCACAAAGGGAAGCGCUAAGAAGGUGCGUUUCAGUGAGGAGGUGACCGUACACACCCUCGACGCAUGGGGCUUGGCAAGCCAGGCAGCACGAGAUGGGUCGUGCUGGAUGGAGAUGGCGAGAGAUCGAGACCGUUUCAAAAGGAGAGUGGAGAAAGCUGGAGAGAUCAUCAGCCCGUGUCUCACAGCUCAGCACAGAGCCAGAGUUUUGGACAGACUACUGAGCCACUCUGAGUUGUACGAGUCCUCCAUGAACAACAGAGAUCUUUACAAUCCACUCCCCAUCCCCUGCCCUACUGAAGACCAAGUGUGUGCUUCAGACAAUGAUCAUAAUGAGGAGAAGAAACCUCUUCCUCUUAGUCAUCAAGAUGAAGAUAAUACAGAAUGGAGUGAGGAAGAGGAUUCUGAUUGGUCAGAUGAAGAUUCGGAGAUGUCCGUAGAGAACAGAGAGUUGUGGGAGUCCUUCCUGUACAACAGUGAUCCCUUUCAUCCACUCUGCUUCUCCUGCCCUACUGGAGUAAAGGUUUCAGACAGUGAUGAUGAUGAGGAGGAGGAGGAGGAACAUGCUCUCAGUCAUCAGGAGAAAGAUAAUUCAGAAUGGAAUGAGGAAGAGGAUUCUGAUUGGUCAGAUGAAGAAGAUUCAGAGAUGUCCCCAGAGAACAAAGCGUUGUGGGAGUCCUUCCUGAACAACAGUGAUCCCUAUAAUCCACUCUCCCUCUCCUGCUCUAUUGGAAUCAAAAUAAAGCCACUAGAGAUUCAACCAAACCACACACCUUCAAACCCCACAGCCAGAGAGGUUGAGGAUCACACUCCUGAACAGAGCACAAAGGGAAACGCUAAGAAGGUGCGUUUUAGUGAGGAGACCGCACACACCCUCGAGGCAUGGGGCUGUGCAAGCCAGGCAGCACGGGAUGGGUUGUGAUGGAUGGAGAUGGCGAGAGAUCGAGACUGUUUCAAAAGUAGAGUGGAGAAAGCUGGAGAGAUCAUCAGCCUGUGUCUCACAGCUCAGCACAGAGCCUGAGUUUUGGACAGACUACUGAGCCACUCUGAUAGCAUUUAAGAAGUUCACUGACGGCAAUCCAUUUACUUAUUUAUUUAUUUAAAUUUAUGGCAGCUAUUUUAAAGACUUUUGUUUUAUAUGUAUUUACCUCAACAAACUAAAGUUACAGCACUGUGAAUCACUUUUCUUUUGGUGAAUAAACCCAUGACCUUUACAUUUG
Molecule: messenger RNA, 2317 nt
Organism: Hemibagrus wyckioides
Lineage: Eukaryota; Metazoa; Chordata; Actinopteri; Siluriformes; Bagridae
Gene: ppp1r15a
Product: protein phosphatase 1, regulatory subunit 15A
Exons: 4
Coding region: 235-2019 (594 amino acids)
Biological process (GO): response to endoplasmic reticulum stress
Cellular component (GO): endoplasmic reticulum; protein phosphatase type 1 complex
Molecular function (GO): protein phosphatase regulator activity
Source: RefSeq, a predicted model, not a curated record